Molecule: messenger RNA, 3174 nt
Organism: Phyllopteryx taeniolatus (common seadragon)
Lineage: Eukaryota; Metazoa; Chordata; Actinopteri; Syngnathiformes; Syngnathidae
Gene: rpl23
Product: ribosomal protein L23
Exons: 5
Coding region: 62-484 (140 amino acids)
Biological process (GO): translation
Cellular component (GO): ribosome; cytosolic large ribosomal subunit
Molecular function (GO): structural constituent of ribosome; large ribosomal subunit rRNA binding
Source: RefSeq, a predicted model, not a curated record
AUGUAGAAUUCUUUAUUUCCCAUAAUCCCUUCUGUUUUCGCCCUCUUUUCCUUUUGCAGCCAUGUCGAAGAGAGGACGUGGGGGUUCAUCCGGUGCGAAGUUCCGAAUCUCGUUGGGUCUUCCAGUGGGAGCAGUUAUUAAUUGUGCCGACAACACUGGUGCCAAGAACCUUUACAUCAUCUCUGUGAAGGGCAUUAAAGGGCGUCUUAACCGUCUGCCUGCUGCUGGAGUGGGUGACAUGGUGAUGGCGACAGUCAAGAAGGGCAAGCCUGAGCUCAGGAAGAAGGUGCACCCUGCAGUCGUAAUCAGGCAGCGGAAGUCCUAUCGGCGAAAAGAUGGAGUCUUUCUCUACUUUGAGGACAAUGCAGGUGUCAUCGUGAAUAAUAAAGGAGAAAUGAAAGGUUCUGCCAUCACUGGUCCAGUAGCCAAGGAGUGUGCUGAUCUUUGGCCCAGGAUUGCCUCCAAUGCUGGCAGCAUUGCCUGAACCUACUUCAACCCUUCAGUUUCAAUAAAAAAAGAGAGAAAAAAAAUGACUGUAGCAAUGUGAAAGCUUCCCCCCAAUCACUUACUCCUCAAGAGUGAUUGGCUCUCUCAAACGCUAGCAUAUACACGAGCAGUGUAUUCGCACCUCACUGCUGACGUACAUAGAAACCCGUGACUCCAAAUUUAUUCAGCUAACAUUAGUACAACCAUCCAUUUUCUGUACCGCUUAUCAGAAUCCUCUUGAUUUGAUAAGCACUACGUUUUCAGAUGCACUUGCAUAAUAACGUACCCGUAACUUAGGGAUGUUAGGCUCGAGCCUGUCUGCUCGAAUCUGAUUCGACCAAACAAAGUAGGGGAGUGGCGAAGCAGUGUUUCGACACUUUGUUCAAACAUGAUCACUGAGACUUGACUUGCCAAAUAUUUUUUUUGAGAGCUUUAAAGCUUUGUUGAUACAGUACAUGUUCAAACGUGAUUACUGACAUCUCACUCGCCAAAUGGCUUUUUUGAGAGAUUUAAAGUGUUGUUGAUACAGUACAUCACAAUCAUGUUCAAAAAACAAGGUAGGGUGAUAUAUAUUUCAAUUACUGUAUUUUCUCGACCAUAGGGCGCACCUUAUUAAAAGGCACAGACUCAAUUACGAGGUCUAUUUCUGUAUUUAACAUACAUAGGGCGCAGGCAUGGUAAAACACGCUAGCUUAAAACAUACGGUAGCAUGCAUGCACGCUAAAACAAUGUUUUUAAAAAGACAGCGGGAGCAAAACUGAGUUCGGUUGUACUUUAUUGAAGUAUUUAACAGCGAUUGGAAUGCAUGCCAGACUGAUUUAGAGUCGUUAGUGCUAAACUGUUUUUCCAACUUUGCUGCAUAGUUCUCUUUGCAAUGUUAAUUUCUUUAGUCAGCUGGUUUCUAGCUCGAUUACACAGGGCCCUCUCCCCGCUCUGAUAUGCGUCCUCCUUAGCUUGGCGAAGCUGCUUAAGUUUGGCAGUGAACCACGGCUUUUUGUUGUUGUUGAAAGUGCGAAAUGACUUUGUUGGUACACAAAGCUCUUCACAGAAACUGAUAUAGGAUGUGACAGUGUCCGAAUAUUCAUCCAGGCUGCCAGCUGAAUUUUCAAAGACACUCCAGUCGGAGAGGUGGAAAGCAGGUUCUUAGGCAGAAAGAGAAGAGGAAAGCACAAAGCCUAGAAUUGAAUGUUGGGACUAUGAUAGGGAAAGGGAUGGAGAUGGGAAGGAUGUUCAGCAGGUUAGGGUGAUUAAGGAUAGAGAUGGAAAUGUGUUGACUGGUGCCAGCAGUGUGCUGGAUAGAUGGAAAGAAUACUUCAAUGAGUUGAUGAAUGAGGAAAAUGAUAAAGGAAGAGUAGAGGACCAAAGUGUGGUGGACCAGGAUGUGGCAAUGAUUACUAAGGGGAAGUUAGAAAGACAAAGGAUGAAAAAUGGAAAGGCAGUUGGUCCUGAUGACAUUCCUGUGGCGGUAUGGAAGCAUGUAGGAGACAUGGCUGUGGAGUUCUUGACCAGCUUGUUCAACAGUAUUCUAGCAGGUGAGCAGAUGCCUGAGGAAUGGAGGAAAAGUCUGCUGGUGCCCAUUUUGAAGAACAUGGGUGAUGUGCAACAGCCAAGGUUGCAUGUUUUGGAGACAAAGUUAGGGGGGGGGGGGGGAGUAUAUUGGUAGAAGGGUAAUGAGGAUGGAGCUGCCAGGCAAGAGAGCUAGAGGAAGACCAAAGAAAAGGUUGAUGGAUGUCGUGAGGGAAGACAUGAGGACAGUUGGUGUUAGGAGGAUGCAGGAGAUAGAUAGGCUUACAUGGAAAAGGAUGACACGCUGUGGCGACCCCUAACUGGACAAGCCGAAAGGCACAUACAUCAUAAAUAAAGACUAGCGAGCCUGUUCCAGAAGCAGCCAUGCAAGCCCUUGGGCUUGACAUGACAUUACCUCCACCAUGCUUAACAGACGAGCUUGUGUGUUGGAUCAUAAGCAGAUCCUUUCUCACUCCAUACUUUGGCAAAGGUUAAUCUUGGUCUCAUUAGUCCAAGAUUGUUCCCAAACUUUUGUGGCUCAUUUCUGGACUUCCAAAAUCCAAUCUGCCCUUCCGAUUCUUUUUGUUUAUGAGUGGUUUGCAUCUUGUGGUAUGGUGUUUUAAUUUUUUCUCUCAGUCUUCAAACAGUGGAUUGUGAUACCUUCACCCCUGCUCUGCAGAGGUUGGCAAUGAUGUCACAGACUGUUGGCUUUGGGUGUUUCUUCAAAGCUCUCACAAUGUUUCUGUCAACUGCUCUUAAUACCCUUGGCUGAUCUGUUGGAUGUCUGUUGCUCAGUACACUCCAAAUUGCUGUACUGGCUAUGCCCAAUGUUUGAUUUUCCCGGGUUCACUCAGUUUCAAAAUGGUUUCCUUUUCUCCCAUAGACAGCUCUCUGGUCUUUGUUGCUUAACAGAACAUGCAAUUUUCAAAGGUGAAAUUCUGAACGUUUGUUUCAUAUUUAUCUUUUGAACUGAAACACAAAUGUUUUCAGUAUAUACAACAAAAACAAAGGAAUAGACCUUUCCGUUCCAAUACUUCUGGAAGAGACUGUUAUGUGGUGGGACCGGCACCGUUACUUGAAGUUGUGAACAUAAGGUUGCUUGUUGGCUCUAGCUUAUAUUAAGCAAAAACAUUUGAUGUUGCAACAAUUGCAUGCCAGAUCUUAUAAUAAAACAGUUCAUCA